AUGGUUGUGCGAGGAUUGGAGGGCAUUGCUUCAGCGUGUUUCAUGACCGCUUCGUUCGCCAUCGUAUCGUCCGUGUUUCCGAAUUCCGUGUCUACCAUGAUCGCAAAAAUUUUCAACGGUUUGGGCUUCUCGCUUGGUCCACCAAUUGGAGGCGCACUUUACGAGGUAGGAAACUUCAUCAUGCCAUUCGCCGUGCUCAGCGUCUUGCUGUUGAUCGCAGGAGUUCUUGCCAUCCCUUUGGUGCCGAAGAACACAGGUCAGACUUAA
Molecule: messenger RNA, 267 nt
Organism: Soboliphyme baturini
Lineage: Eukaryota; Metazoa; Nematoda; Enoplea; Dioctophymatida; Soboliphymatidae
Source: the annotation of a GenBank genome assembly